Molecule: messenger RNA, 1575 nt
Organism: Marmota monax (woodchuck)
Lineage: Eukaryota; Metazoa; Chordata; Mammalia; Rodentia; Sciuridae
Product: zinc finger protein OZF-like
Exons: 3
Coding region: 1-1575 (524 amino acids)
Biological process (GO): regulation of transcription by RNA polymerase II
Molecular function (GO): DNA-binding transcription factor activity; RNA polymerase II cis-regulatory region sequence-specific DNA binding
Source: RefSeq, a predicted model, not a curated record
AUGGAUAAGAAACCUUGGCAGUGUACCCAACAAGGGAACUCCUUCCGGGACCAUUCCACCUUGUUUGGCCUUCAGGAAAGUCACACUGGAGGCAAACCCUUUACAUGCAAGGACUGUGGGAAGGCCUUCAGCCAGAGCUGUUCACUUACAAAGCAUCAGAAGUCUCACACAGGAGAGAAACCCUUUAAAUGUAGUGAGUGUGGAAAGGCCUUCAGCCAGAGCUCCUCGCUCAGUGACCACCAGAGAAUCCACACGGGCGAUAAGCCCUAUGAGUGCCACGAGUGUGGGAAAACCUUCACCAAGAGCACCCACCUGACCCAGCACAUGUGCAUCCACAACGGGGAGAAGCCCUAUGAGUGUGGCAAGUGUGGGAACGCUUUCCGCAGAAGCACACACCUGACCCAGCACCGCAGGACCCACACGGGAGAGAGGCCCUAUGAGUGCCAGGAGUGCAGGAAGGCCUUUAAAGAUGCCUCUUCCCUCAGUCAUCACAUGCUGAUUCACCGGGGAGAAAAGCCCUAUAAGUGUCCUGACUGUGGGAAAGGCUUCAGCGGCCUCUCAGGGCUCGUACAGCACAAGAGAAUUCACAUGGGAGAGAAACCAUACUCCUGUCCCAAGUGCAGGAAGGCCUUCAGCCAGAACUCAUCCCUGAUCAAACACCUGAGGUUUCACAUGGGGGAACAGCCUUUUCAGUGCAGUGAGUGUGAGAAGGCCUUCAGCCAGAGCUCAUUGCUCAUCCACCACCAGACAGCUCACACCAAAGAGAAGCCCUUCCGGUGCAAAGAGUGUGGCAAAGCCUUUGGCCAGGGUGUACACCUGACAGAGCACCUUUGCAUCCACAGCGGGGAGAAGCUGUAUGAGUGCAAUGAAUGUGGCAAAGCAUUUACCCAGAGCUCAUCUCUCAUCGACCACCAAUGUAUCCACACCGGAGAGAAGCUCUGUGGCUGUUCAGAGUGUGAGAAGGCCUUCAGCAAGAGCUCAUCCCUUAACCAGCAUCUGAGGACUCAUACGGGCGAGAAGCCCUACAAGUGCCACGAGUGUGGGAAGGCCUUCACCAAGAGCAUGCACCUGACCCAGCACAUGUUCAUCCACACUAGGGAGAAGCCCUAUGAGUGUGGCGAGUGUGGGAAGACCCUCCACAGAAGCACGCACCUGACCCAGCACUGCAGGACCCACACUGGGGAGAGGCCCUGCAAAUGUGAUGCAUGUGGCAAGGCCUUCACAGACACCUCGUCCCUCUCUAGGCAUCUCUUUGUCCAUACUGAUUUUCAUUGCCAGAAUUUAAAGAGAUACCUGAAAGAGUUUGCCAAUGACGUGCCUGUGCUGGGCUGCAGGUGGGAGCUGGGGGAAAUGGGACUGAUGCCAACAUUCAAGAACUUGCCAAUAUACUUCAAUGUUGAGAGAGCCUAUAGGGAAGCCGCUGCUCUUCAGCCUGUGAAGAAGGGCCACUCCCUGCUCCCAGAGGCGGAAUUUCACGAAUGCACCAAGUCGAUGCUCCUAGGCAAGAUCCCACAGGACAAAAGGGCCCUUGGGUGCCAGGAUUUCACCCAUGCCCAGAGGACGGUGGGCUGGUGA